This is a messenger RNA of Strongylus vulgaris, 711 nucleotides long. NCBI's taxonomy places the organism in Eukaryota, Metazoa, Nematoda, Chromadorea, Rhabditida, Strongylidae. The record is from the annotation of a GenBank genome assembly.
AUGUGUCAAUCUUCGAAGAAGGAUUUCUUCAAGAAAUUCCUGUACGAGCCUUUGCCUGUAGAAUCUCAUCUUGACCACUGUCUCCAUGAUCAUUUCAAUGCCGAGAUUGUUACGAAAACUAUCGAGAACAAGCAGGAUGCAAUUGAUGUGCGUUUAUUGUCGUUUUCAUUGGGUGGAAAAAAUUGCUACUGCAAAGGACCAAGAUUCAAAUCGAUCGAACUGUGCACGCGUGGCCUAAUGGAGAAGGCGCCGGACUCCGGAUCCGGAAAUGGGGCCAAGAUGUGCUUUUUUAAGUACCUUACGUGGACAUUCCUCUACCGUCGCAUGACUCAAAAUCCCAACUACUACAACCUCCAGGAAAUCUCUCACCGUCACCUCUCCGACGCGCUGUCGGAGCUUGUAGAGAAUACAUUAAAGGACUUAGAAAAUAGCAAGUGUAUUGCCGUCAAAGAUGACAUGGACACAAUGCCAUUGAAUUUGGGAAUGAUAGCGGCCUACUAUUAUAUCUCUUAUACUACUAUAGAACUUUUCUCCAUGUCCCUUCAAGCAAAGACCAAGUUGAGAGCGCUCAUUGAAAUUAUCGCAAAUGCUAGCGAAUUUGCCUCUAUACCCAUGCGACACCGUGAAGAUAUGAUACUCAAACAACUUGCUGCACGUCUUCCAGGACAAUUGAAAAACCAAAAAUUCUCUGAUCCUCACGUCAAGGUAUGA